CACGGUCCCAAGUAAGUGGGCCACCUUUCGCCAAUUCCGGCCCCUCUUCCCCUCUCCUUCCUCCCUGAUUCCUUCGUCAGAGAAACGAAGAGCGCAGAGAGGAGAAGAGAGAGAAGAGAAAGAAGACUCGGGGAAGACGCCAUCAGAGGGGGAGAGAUCGAGCGAGAGAUAGAGAGGAAGAAAAAGGAAAGAGAUCUCGUUAGGGUUUCGAUCGCUCCCUUGGAACCCCAGCAGUUUCUUGGCAUUCGGCCGCUCCCUGCGCUCUUCUUUCAGCGCGAAGGCUUCUCCUUUUGCCUCGCCAGGGAUCGAUGGGAUAAGGAGUUCGCCAAAUUGCAGGCGGGGUAAUUAGUGGAGAGAGGAUUUAUCAGGAAAGCUCUAGGUUUGCUUCGUUGUUCUCUCCGUUGGGCUUCUUUAGGAUUUGAUUAGGGUUGUUGGUGGGUUGAGAAAUGGGUUCUUCCCAGGGCUCGACGCUGACUUCGGCGGCCGACGUGGAUGUCUGCCUGGUGGAUUUCUUGCCGGUGUAUGUCAAGGAGCUGAUAGCUGGAGGAGCUGCGGGGGCGUUCUCAAAGACCGCCGUGGCACCAUUCGAGCGCGUUAAAAUUCUCUUGCAGACAAGAACUGAAGAGUUCAAAUCUCUUGGAAUUUUCCAAUCUCUGAGGAAGCUGAAGCAACAUGAUGGUGUUUUAGGAUUCUAUAAAGGCAAUGGUGCUAGUGUGCUUAGAAUUGUUCCUUAUGCAGCAUUACACUUCAUGACUUAUGAGCAGUAUCGAUGUUGGAUAUUGAAUAAUUAUCCCUCUUUGGGUACGGGAGCUCAUAUAGAUCUGUUAGCUGGCUCUGCUGCGGGUGGAACUGCUGUUUUGUGCACUUAUCCCUUGGACUUGGCUCGAACAAGACUUGCUUACCAGGUAACAAGCACGGAACAACUCAGUAAUCAUUUGAGAAGUUUUAAUGCUCGGCCUGCUUAUGGUGGAAUAAUAGAUGUUUUUAAGAAUGUUUAUAUGGAAGGCGGAAUACGAUCUCUAUAUCGUGGAGUAGGGCCAACACUUAUUGGCAUCCUUCCCUAUGCUGGUCUGAAAUUUUACAUUUAUGAAGAGCUCAAAACCCAUGUACCUGAUGAAUAUAAGAGAUCUGUCAUGCUGCGUCUCUCUUGUGGAGCUUUAGCUGGUCUAUUUGGUCAGACUCUUACAUACCCGUUGGAUGUGGUCCGGAGACAGAUGCAGGUCCAAAAUCAGCAAUCAGUGGAUCAACUUGGUGCUCCUCGCAUCAAGGGGACGCUGCAAGGGCUUUCUUCCAUUGUGCGCACUCAGGGAUGGAGGCAACUGUUUGCUGGUCUGAGCCUCAACUAUGUCAAGGUUGUUCCUUCAGUGGCCAUUGGUUUCACGGCAUACGACAUGAUGAAGACUCUGCUGCGAGUACCCCCACGGGAGAAGACUGCUGCUUCAGCUCCUCCUGCUGCAUGAUGAUGAUUCAAAUAUUCCAGAGUAGAGUUGUUGAUUUAUCAAUGGUAUGCAAGCAUCUUGGCUGCAGUGUAACACUAUCAUUUGACAUUGGAGAGAUUAAUGUACUUGUUCGAAGCAUUAUACAUUCGGUUUCGGGCAAUCUGCCAUUAUAUGGAAUUCCUGCGGCUCCUCAUUAAUCUGG
Molecule: messenger RNA, 1641 nt
Organism: Elaeis guineensis (African oil palm)
Lineage: Eukaryota; Viridiplantae; Streptophyta; Magnoliopsida; Arecales; Arecaceae
Product: mitochondrial carrier protein CoAc1
Biological process (GO): transmembrane transport
Source: RefSeq, a predicted model, not a curated record